UAUAACUCUAGUUUAUGGUACAUAGCCGUCAGUUUUUAGAAACUAAUUUUAGAUACUUAUUAUUAAGGAUUUGUGUUUUUUUGUCCAUAAUGGCAUCACCGUCCAUUAUGGGGUAUUUCACCUUACAUUUUCACUGACUUCAUGUCCAGAUGAAUCUCAGUAAAUUCAUAAUAAUCUUUCAUUAUAACUGUUCCUUAGUAAUACAGUACCUAUUCAAUAUUUUAUUUUAAUAAUAAGGGUACUCGUAAAUGUUGAACAUUGUUUGCACUAAGCAGCACUAAGUAGCUGGAUUGUUGUCAGGUUACAAUUCAAAGUGAAAAUGCCCCUUCUACAAUCUGGCAGGCAAAAAAGUUUAAACGUUAGGAAGGUAAUACCUACUCUUAUUGUCGUCCCUUUAGGUAUGUGUAAGAAAACUGGGUACGUAGCCGAAUGGCACAAACGCUCACGAAAUGAAACGCUCGUAGAUAUCUAUCUCUAUCGCUCGUGCGUAUUGGCGGGACAGAGUCAGACUACCUUUCGCGGCGUUUCGUUUUCGUUUCGCGUCGCAGAAAUGCCAUUCGGCUACGGCACAUGCACGGAACUACAAUGUUGCCAUUUUGUAAUUUCUACUCUUUUUGCUAGAAACUCCCGCCACCGGCAGUUAUUGUAACUUGUAACAAAUACUAUAUAAACUCUACGAGUUAAUACGUGCAGCUUGGUGCCAAAGUUGGCAACACGCCCCCUUGGCCCCCGUUGGCCCCUAGCGGCAUGAGUUGAUAUUUUGAUCAACUUUGUUUAGUUCAUACAGUUAAAAAUUUAAAAAAGUCACACACUCUUAUUUUCUUUGUUUUAUUCCGUCUAAAAAUGUUAAAGUAGAUCAAGUAAUUGCAUUUUGUGUUGUUUUACGUACUACGCGUAUACUGACAUACUACUCGUACCGCUAGAUGGCGCUGCUAAAAUCGUUGCCGCUUCAUUGUAUGGGAAACGUCACAAGCUGCACGUGAGUUUAUAUAGUAUUUGCUUGUAAUAAAAUUAAUGAAAUAUCGUUGAUAUGUUACAUUGAUGCAUUUUGAUAUUGGAAGAAAUUAAAUAGGGUUUAUGAAACUCUGAAUGUUUGGCUUGUGUAGUUGCUAUUUUAAAAAGUACAAAAUUUCGUUCUAAAAAUCUCCAUUCGUAUUUUCGGUUGUUCAUUUGAGAUUUUGACAAUUUUGUAGACUUUCCGCUGGCACAUUAGUACAUUCAAUACAAUACUUUUUAUUAAAAAGUUCGCGAUUCUAUGAUUUGAUUUUAUAAGUAGGUAUACGAUUUGGUUUCAACAUUUAAGUGCAUUAACAGGAUGUUAAAAUACAGAGUGCCGAACGUGACGAAGAUGGCUACAGAAAUAACAGGCCCCCUGUUGUACUCGGUGAGCGCGGCCGUGCUGGGCAUGCUCCAGUUCGGGUACAACACCGGCGUCAUCAACGCGCCGCGCGAGUUCAUCGAGACCUUCAUCACUGACCAGUACCAGACUGAGGAAAGCCGCAGCUCUUUUAUAUUCGGUAUAAUUGUUUCCAUCUUUGCCGUCGGAGGUAUGAUCGGCUGUCCGCUUGCUAGCUGGGUUGCGGAGAAACAAGGACGCAAAAUGGCUCUCCUCCUCAAUGCAGCAUUUGGAGUUAUCGCGGCCGCUUUAAUGGCCUUCAGCAAGCUUGCCGGAUCCGUAGAAAUGAUAAUUAUCGGUAGAUUUCUUAUCGGAAUCAACUGUGGCUUUGCCACGACUGUUUCGCCUACUUACGUGUCUGAAGUGGCCCCAUUAAAUCUACGAGGGGCUUUUGGAACAGUCAAUCAAUUAGCAGUAGCUUUCGGCUUAAUCUUUUCACAGGUUCUUGGCAUAGAUGCUAUAUUAGGGAGUGACGAUGGUUGGCCCUGGCUGUUCGGCAUUGCACUGAUUCCUUCAGGUCUUCAAUGCUUGAUGGUACCUUUCGCUGCUGAAUCGCCUAGGUUCCUUUUGCUCACAAAUGGUGAUGAACAAAAAGCCAUAACGGCACUCGUUAAAAUUAGAGGUCACCCAAAUAUUGAGAACGAGAUUAACGACAUGAACGCGGAAGGCAAUGCCGAAAAACAAGAAAAAAAGUUUACCGUUUGGGAUCUAAUAAGCAACCGGUCCCUGCGCACUCCGCUUAUAAUCGGAAUAGUUAUGCAUUUAUCGCAGCAAUGGGGAGGUAUCAAUGCUGUUUUGUAUUAUUCUUCAACUAUUUUCGAAGGCGCGGGUCUGGAGCCUGAUGAGGCCCGCUUGGCUUCUAUCGGCGUCGGCAGUAUGUUAUUCGUAAUGGCGCUGGUGUCUAUUCCGCUGAUGGAUCGCCUAGGUCGACGGACUCUGCAGCUGGGCGGCCUUGCCGGUAUGACCUUGUUUUCGGUCCUAAUGACGGUAGCGUUCUUUACUUAUGAAGAUAACCAAACCAUGAGCAUAUUUGCUGUUAUUUUCACGUUGUUGUACGUGGGGUCCUUCGGCAUGGGUCCGAGCUCGAUCCCGUGGAUGAUCCUGUCGGAGAUGUUCGGGCAGUCGGCGCGCAGUGCCGCCGUCAGCAUCGGCGCGCUCGUCAACUGGUUCGCCAACUUCAUCAUCGGUAUAACGUUCAUUCCGAUGAAGGAUGCAUUAGGAAAUUAUUUAUUUUUGCCAUAUACAGGUCUCCUCAUAAUAUUCUUUAUAUUUACGUAUUUCAAGUUGCCCGAAACGAAGAAUAAAACUAUCGAGGAAGUAACGGCUCUAUUCGCCUAAAAGUAGACGUGCUGUGCAGUUCAGUUUUAACGAGGAAAUGCUUAGCUUGUACCUAUUUAGAAUUUAGGUUAAGUAUUACUUGUUAUAGUGCCUCCUGAGUUGUAAAAUGGCUAAAUGAUAGUCAAAUCAUUGUUUACUAACGUAUUGCGUAUAUUCUAAACAUAAGUAAUUUGGCGCUAAUUUGCCCAAAUGUUAUUGAUUGUAAAGACUGAAUGUGAACAUCUGUAAACAUAAUAUUAUUUAUUUUGUAUUUAAGUUACACUCUACUA
Messenger RNA from Leguminivora glycinivorella, 3003 nucleotides. RefSeq names its product glucose transporter type 1-like. Lineage: Eukaryota; Metazoa; Arthropoda; Insecta; Lepidoptera; Tortricidae. Gene Ontology annotation, biological process: monosaccharide transmembrane transport. The transcript has 3 exons. The record is from RefSeq and is a predicted model, not a curated record. Gene Ontology annotation, molecular function: hexose transmembrane transporter activity. Bases 1316 to 2734 code for a protein of 472 amino acids. Gene Ontology annotation, cellular component: membrane.